AUUCACACUUUCCCGCUCAUUUUUUUCGUCUUCCUCUUCUUCUUCAUCCAUCUUUCGCUCCUUCUCUCUCUGUAUUUUUUCUCCUUCACUCUUCCUUCGCUUCUCUCUUCAAGUUUCUCCCAAAAGUGUUUCGGCAAUGCCAGAUUUAGGGAACCUCGUUCUCUCUUCCACUCUCACACUCUCUCACUGCUCCUCCGAUGUUGAUGUUGCCGCGGCCGCCGACGCUCCCGCCAAAACCCUACCCAAUGCCUUCGCUUCGGGGCCUGCUUUCGAGCCUCGGGUUUUGAAGCGCACCCGCGGCUCAGUGGAUCGGGUCAAGAAGUCCGCUUCCGACAAAGCUUUUCAGGAUCGCCUCAAAGAUCCCUUCUCUUAUCCUUUUCUGGUUGGAGCUCCCAAAUUGCGGGAGUGUUGUUUUUGCCGCCAUUUUAUCUACCCUGGGGAGGAGCUGUUGUGUUCGGUUCGCGGAUGCGACGCGCGGUGCCAUUCUGAAUGUGCAAAAGAUUCUGUCGGAGCUACCGGUCUGAAAAAGUACAAGUGUCCACAGCAUGUAUGCUUCAUUUGCAAGCAAAAGAAGCACUUGAGGUGUGUACGUUGUAAAAUUGCAUUCCAUAGUAAAUGUGCGCCGUGGCCAGAUGCAGUGUUGCCACUAAAAGAUCAUCCUGGGCUAGCUGUUUGCUGGAGGCAUCCUUCUGAUUGGCGCUUGGAUAGGAAGCCUGAUACUUCAACAAGUGACAUUUCGGAAGUAUUCUGUCGCUUGCCUCUUCCGUAUAUCAGUGAGGAGUUUAAGAUUGAUUCCUCCUGGAAAGACAUGGACAGUAAGAUGGAGCAGCCACCACCAUAUGUACACAUAAGACGCAAUGUAUACUUAGUAAAGAAGAAACGUAGUAAUGUGGAUGAUGGUGCAGGGUGCACCAGCUGCAGCUCUACAUGUUCUGAUGAUUGUGUGUGCAGGGUUCAAUGCAUAAGUUGCUCAAAAGCUUGUCGCUGCUCUGAAAAUUGCAACAAUCGUCCAUUUCGCAAGGAGAAAAAGAUCAAGAUAGUCAAGACUGAACAUUGUGGAUGGGGAGUGGAGGCCGCUGAAACCAUUGAUAAAGGUGGAUUUAUAGUUGAGUAUAUUGGAGAAGUCAUUGACGAUGCUUUAUGUGAGAAGAGGCUCUGGGACAUGAAAUACAUGGGUGUACAAAAUUUUUACAUGUGUGAGAUUCGGAAAGACUUCACAAUUGAUGCAACUUUCAAAGGAAAUACUUCACGCUUUCUGAACCAUAGCUGUGAUCCCAACUGUGUUUUGGAAAAAUGGCAAGUAGAUGGUGAGACACGUGUGGGUGUUUUUGCUGCUCGUUCAAUACAAUCUGGAGAGCCAUUAACAUAUGAUUACAGAUUUGUGCAAUUUGGUCCAGAGGUUAAAUGCAACUGUGGUGCAGCAAAUUGUCAAGGCUUUCUAGGGACGAAAAAGAAAAUUGGCAAGCUAGAUUUGUGUUGGGGUUCUAAACGCAAGCGAACAUCAAAUGCUUGCAUUACGCUGGUAACAACUGUAUAAUAUAUGCCAAUAUAUUAAGUGUAUCCAUCACUGUUGUAAUGUAGACAGAAAAGUGAAAAAGGAUGGUCGGAUGGAGGGGUCUGGGUGUAAGAAAAGAUGGAAAAAAGAUCUCAAAUAUUCUGUUUGAUUGUUGUAGAGGGAAAUGACAAUUUAUUGAUUCAAGUUUGUGACAGCAAUGUCACUCAAAUUUUCAUCCCAGGAAUUAAAACAUGUAAAUUGAUAUUGCUGAGAUAGCACACAUCAGUGUUGAAUAAUGACCAUUAUCAAAAUUGUGUUUGAUUAAAA
Vigna unguiculata (cowpea) is the source of this 1822-nucleotide messenger RNA. It is a transcript of the gene SDG4, whose product is annotated as SET domain group 4. Gene Ontology annotation, molecular function: protein binding; histone methyltransferase activity. NCBI's taxonomy places the organism in Eukaryota, Viridiplantae, Streptophyta, Magnoliopsida, Fabales, Fabaceae. Gene Ontology annotation, cellular component: nucleus. The record is from RefSeq and is a predicted model, not a curated record.